AUGCUUAAAAUAGACAACACCGUUGUUGCUGCCAUGGUUCGACACGGUCUGCUGCCUUGUGCCCCUUACACCCCCAGGGUUGUCAUCACCAUCAAAACUAUGGAAACUUUUCAUCUGUGCCAUCUCCAAUGCCCUCAGUUUUCUGUCCAAGCCUUCGUUCGAGCUCUAUGUGACUUGCAUCAAUCUCCGUGCCAUUCCCAUCUUCAGGAGCAGUUUCGGAUAUGUUAUGAUGUCUAUAUCGAAAUUCUCUGCCAGGUAGAUCAGCGUGUUAUGAAUGCUCUCUCCCGAGAUGAACCUGACUGGCGGCUUCGGAACUGCUAUCCUGCAUGUACAUUCACGGUGAAGGACGAACCUGCACUGGAGUUCAAAAUGCUCCUCGCAAUUGACGGGAAUAACUUGCUGCGACGACUGAGCGAGAACUCAACAGAGUCUGCCAGCGAAGAGAUGGGCGAUAGCUUCGCGAUGAAUCAUACUGAACCGGCUCGUCGAGCAAGGAUUGACUUGCGAGAGGUGUCAGGGUGGGGAAAUUAUUAUGUCUCCCGAGCACAUGUGGAAGAGUUCUCGAAGGAGGCAAUUGGUGAAAUACUCACAACCGAUACUGACCCCGAAAAUCCGAUGGAGCCCAGCCCAUGCACGGAAAGAUGGGCAAAUAUGGUAAACGAUUUGACUUCAAGGAUGUGGGGCAUAUACGAUGAGACAGGGAUCUUCCUCUCUGUUUGUCGACACGGUUUUGUUCUGCUGGUAGCAGAUAUGAUUAAAAGUGGAGAGCUAGCAAAAUAUCCACUGGCUAUCAUUGAUAAGCUUAUUGAUGUUCUUGGGGACAAACUCGGUGUAGGCUACGAUGUUGGAUGCAAAUUCGGGACUACUAUCAACAGAUCGCCUAUAGGGCCAAAAGCAAGGCUUCAUCAUUAUCGCUCUUUGGUUGGACUGUUUCAUGGUCAUGCUCAUAACCGCCGUUGUCAGCUGUGCAAUCUUGGAACAUACAUUCUCGGUAUGGGACUGGAGGACCUGGAAACCUGCGAGCGUUGGUUUUCUAAAAGCAACUCUUUAGCGUCUUCAACACGGCAUAUGUCGGCAUAUCAUCGGCGGCUUGCUAUCAUCAUGUAUAUGCACCACGUUGAUAGGAAUGAUGCUUACGAGAAUCUCAGUAAAUUCCUAUGCAGCAAUUAUAAGCAAGCUCUGAAAAUAAUCAAGGAGAUUCCAGCUCUUGUCCAGACUAUGGAUGUCCUUGGAAUCGAAUCACAGUCCGAGUUCGAUAAAUGGCUACAGGAGGAGAAAGAAUACUUGAACGGUCUUACUAAGGAGCCAGAGUUUGAGACUUGCGCUAUGGAGUACUACUCUCAGCUUGUCGAGUUCUACAUGCUUGAGGCAAAACUGGCUAAAACCAGGGUCGAACAUAGUGACAUCAUCACACCGGAAACAUUCACCCAGUCAAGAGACAAAACUAGUAGAAAGGAAACAGCUCGAAGGCAUUUAAUAGAGAAGACACGCAAGCAGCUACAAAAUGUCCAGCACAUGGAAUUACUCCUUAACAUUGGUGGCGAGCAUGAACGCUGGGCUCCCGGUAUGGCAGCAUGGGAGUCGGCACAGACUCUGGUACGAACAAGAGAUUAUCGACGGUGCCUGAAUAAUUUGGAGGCCCUUGUUGUUUCCCGGAUAUUUGAACUUACGAAGAUGAAUAUGUCUAAAACUGGUAAGUCAUACCUGAUAUUACGCUCGAAAACUAUUCAGGUGGCAUUGACCAAAUACAAUGCCGCUGCUAAGGCGAUGAGCCCACCACGACCACCACUGCAGUGGGAUCAGGUUGUGGAAUAUGCAUUUUUAGCCAACUUCGACUUACUCAGAAAUGCCCGGGAGGAUAUAAUCAAGAAACCAUGGGCAAAUCCCAAUGGACGGGCCGCAAUGGAUGGGUAUUUCAAGUUACAGCGAGCGUAUGAGGAGAUUGACCGCCUUAACGUUGAGAUCAAGCGUGUCGUAACCUUCAUCCGCCACGAGGAUAUCUACUUAUGUCAGCGGGAGCAAGAAUUAUCAUCGACGGAUCCAAUGCUUGCUUUCCAAAUUGCUCGGUACCGACAACAGUGGAGUCGCUUUGAUGAUUUGCAUAUGAAACGGUUUUCAGCUUUAUCUGGAGAGCCCGGAUUCACUGGAAGUAUAGUACCCGGAGAACUUUCAGAACCUCGCUCAGGAUUUGGCAAUGGCAUAGGUUUUAAUGACAAGAGUGACAAGAGUAUCCAUAGAAACAAAGAAUCUGUGGAUGAGGGUGAGUCUGAGAAUGAUGAUGGGAGCGAAGUUGAUGAGGAAGCUAUACAGAUAUAUACUGCUAUUGGUGAAUAG
Molecule: messenger RNA, 2334 nt
Organism: Desarmillaria tabescens
Lineage: Eukaryota; Fungi; Basidiomycota; Agaricomycetes; Agaricales; Physalacriaceae
Exons: 5
Coding region: 1-2334 (777 amino acids)
Source: RefSeq, a predicted model, not a curated record